Messenger RNA from Exophiala aquamarina CBS 119918, 735 nucleotides. RefSeq lists its product as uncharacterized. Gene Ontology annotation, molecular function: RNA polymerase II cis-regulatory region sequence-specific DNA binding; transcription coregulator activity. Gene Ontology annotation, cellular component: core mediator complex; mediator complex. The record is from RefSeq and is a predicted model, not a curated record. The coding region runs from base 1 to 735 and encodes 244 amino acids. Gene Ontology annotation, biological process: regulation of transcription by RNA polymerase II. The transcript is spliced from 2 exons. Lineage: Eukaryota; Fungi; Ascomycota; Eurotiomycetes; Chaetothyriales; Herpotrichiellaceae.
AUGGCUGCUCUAGACAACGACCAGGUCCGGUCUCUUGACCAAACCCGCCAGCUGCUUCUCUCCCUCCACACUUCCCUCGUCGCCCUUCGAUCCGACAUCUCCCAAAACCCGCAACUCCCUUCCUGGCCUGCGCUGCAAACCCAUGCCAACCUAAUAUCCAGCAACCUGCAGACCAUUACCGAGAGUCUGUCCAGACAUCGAGACGCUUUCUCUUCUGCCGUCGUCCACCCUCUCCCUCAAUUCCCGGCUAAGGAACGUGCUUUCAUUCUGGAGACUCUGCUUCGUACAAAAUUCGAACCAAAUAUUGAAGAAUGGGUCGAGGAAGGCGAGGCUGUAGCCAGUCGACAGCACCGACCCGCCCAGCGUGGUCUCACCGACGCCGACCGUGACGCUCUUUGGCAAUGGGCUCCCGGUGCUGCAAAUGCUGAAGCAAGGAAACAGAAAUGGGGUGCUGAUUACACUCUAGAGGAAAAGCAGAAUGGAAUCGAAAAUGUCACGACCGGUCUGCGCAGAGAACUUAUCGAGCCCCCCGAUGAUGAGGGCGCCGAGGACGAUGACGAUGAUGAAGAAUAUGAUGAAGUCACCGACGAUGAAAACGACGCAGAAGACAAGAUGGAUGUCGAACAAUCCAAAUCCGAAGCCACACCAUCCUCUACAGAAAUCAAACCUCCGUCAUUGCACACCGCCCAAAUGCCUCUUGCAACCUUACAUAGAUUCAUGACCACGGGCCGAUAA